This is a messenger RNA of Tachysurus fulvidraco (yellow catfish), 1093 nucleotides long. RefSeq names its product TNF superfamily member 18 (gene tnfsf18). The transcript has 3 exons. The record is from RefSeq and is a predicted model, not a curated record. NCBI's taxonomy places the organism in Eukaryota, Metazoa, Chordata, Actinopteri, Siluriformes, Bagridae. The coding region runs from base 354 to 929 and encodes 191 amino acids. Gene Ontology annotation, molecular function: protein binding.
CCCUCUAGUGUGAGGAGGCAUUUCUCUCUUUUUUUGCCUCGUGUGUUCAUGUGUUCCCCUUCACUUUCAUCAGCUUUGCUCAGGAGGGGAAAGUACAUCUGAGCUCACCUCCUGGACACAGACACAAAAAAAAAAAACACACAAACAAAAAAAAAAAAAACUUUUGCAACAUUUAUGCAUACUCUUUAUUUUUUUUUUCCCUCACACACACACACACACACACACUCACAAAAAAAAAGCUGCACAGGAAACAAAACUUAGCUUCAGAGUCUGAAAACACCCUCCUUGAGUCUCUCUCUCUUUGUUCCUGACAUCACUCGACUGCGUGUCGUUUGCGUCUCGCCGCCUGGGCUAUGUGUGAAUCUGGAAAGCAGUGUUUUGAAGGUGAAAGCUGUGUGGCACGCGUGGACCAGCUGAAGAGACACAUUUGGGCGCUGAUGAUCUGGGUCUCUAUCCUUUCUUUGGGCCUGGGAGCCUCCAUCGUUCUCCACUUCAUCCUCAACCAGCGAUCUGUCACAGAGAUCCAGUCGAAACAAACCGAUGGCAAGUCCAGCACACAGUCUCAGCUCAGUACAUACAACCUCGUCAAGAACACAAAAGACAAAGGACGAAUGUUGUGGCAAAAAAAAAACGAAGCCCAACAAGAUACUACGAUAAAAAUAGAGGAAAACGGGAAUUAUUUCCUCUUCCUCAAAGUCACCCUGCAGAACCGGAAUCCAGGUGUGAAUUACACGAUCACGGUUAAAAAGAUGCCAGCGGAUUCUAGUCCCACUGAAAUCCUCGUGGGACAUAUCAACGAAACGGAAAACUCGACCGGAUUUAUGGGUAUAGGAGUGCUUCUGAUCGAGAACACGCUGAUAAACGUUACCUGCAGCCCUCAGGCACAACUCGACGUCAUUAACACUUACAUAGGCUUCAUCAAAUUCUGAUUCGUCAUACUUCCAGGAUGUCGUCUACAACUUUCCUUCUCCACGGCAAAGAAUUUAUCGUCAAUCGUGUUUUUGGUUUUAUUUUCGAUUACGGAGACGACAGUGGAGACUAUUUUUGUCUUAAAUGACUCAGUGCUUCUUACUGGAUUCAACAUGGUUUGAAC